AGUACAUUGCAUACAUUCGGGCAGCUAGCACGCGUUUUUGUCUCGUUGCCUCCCUUGAUAUCAAUUUUAUCACUGAACUAUUGUGUGUACUUUCUGUGUGUCUCUUCUUACAUAGCUUGUACCGUACCUAUAUAGAUAUAGAGCUAUCCUUGCUUUAUAUGCGGCAUUAGGAUACUGUAAAAAUAGCAUUGUGCGCCCUGUGGAAAGCGGAGCAUUAUACAAACCGUGCUCUUGGUGGUUAGUUAUUAUCAGUUUUGCGGUCUCGGGCAUCUCGGUGUCCUUUCCUUCGAGUCGUAGCCUACUUCCUGGUCGCAUUGCAUCCCAAUCAGCAGCGCCUCCUGUGAGAGAUCCGUCGCUUUUUAUCAUCGCGAUCGUUUGUUUUGAAAGGUUGUCGCAGCAAGCAGCAGGCGAGUGGGAAGGAGAGAGGAAGUGCCGCAGAGAGUGAGAGUGCACGGCCGUGGAUGUUGGGUGCAUGCAGUAAGUCGCCAAUCCAUUAUUAAUCGGCUGACGUAAAUGUAAAAAUAGUUAUAAAAUCAGAAAUAACCGCACGAAACAGACGUGAAACUAGAAAGGGAAAACAGUUUUCCGGGCAGAGGAAAAGUGCAUUCGGCGGCGGAAGAAGAAAACAGAACAACGACUCUCGGCUCGGGCUCGGCUUGGCUCGCAGUAGGCUUAGUGCGUUUCUCUGCAGCAGCGAAGUGCGGUCCAUAGCUAAUACCAAAAGGCGCGCGCGUGUUUGUGUGCGACGCAAGGCGAAGCGAAGGUGUAUGUGAAGAGAGAAGAAAUUAAGGCGAAUCGUCGCAACAACAACAACCAGAAGUGGGCGAAGAGGUGUGCAAAGGGUGCAGCAGCAAAAAUUGUGCAGCCGAAAAUUAGUGCAAAUCAAUCGAAAGCAAAAGUGUACUUAACUACGGCGGGAUCGAGAAGAGCGACUCGCGUGUGUGUGAGGGAAAGAGAAGGUGAUAAGAGCUGAUUUGUGCUUACCUUUACGAUAAUAAAUAUCUAUAUAAACGUGCACACGUACAAGUGGUACGGCUUAGAGGUGGUAGAGUUCCCCGGUUCGAUAUUGGAUAAAUUGGCUUUUGGAUUAAACAGCGAGUCGAUAAUAAUUAGCGUUGCUGUUUGCCUUUUACAACAGCGAUCAUUGUUUACAGACUGGUGGAGCAUUUUGUGCAAAAAUUGCAAACCCCAAUAAUCGACGGAGGCAAAUGUACCUAAAUGAACGCACUUUUGUUUUGCUUGAGUAGACAAUCGCCUUUGGAUAACAUCUAUGUCCAAUAGAUUGGCGGUUAAACGACAGUGACACAAAUAUAUUCCAGUAAACCACUCCAAACUGCAGAAGAAGCAAAACGGGCCCGGAGUGCGUGAUUCUUUCCGCCAUCCAGGAUUUUUCCCUCUAUCUCUCUAAUCGAGUGUAGUGCUGCCGUCAACCAACCAGAAGAAGAUGUUAUAAUAGUGCCGCGACCUUUACAGUGUGAUUUUUCCCAACAAUUCUCGACCGUGAGUCAGUUUGGAAUCUCUCCGUUGUGUUGUUUGAUAUUAUUGAUGUUUUGUUGCGUUUUACCUUAACUUGAGGUAUCGCUGCCGAUUUUUAUCGUUUGGUUAAGGAGAGGUGUGAUUUGUGUUUGCGUGCGUCACGACCUGAAGUGUUGUUGAACCACCCUUCAGUUCUACACUAUAAGAAUCAAAAGGGAAGAAGAAUCGGAAUAGAGCACAAACCUCUUCCAACCCAGAAGUGGAAUCUCCUGUUGGGAAAUGUGAAAGUGAGCGCGUGGAUCAAUGAUUUUGCAUGCCCGCCGGUCGGUGAAGGAAUCGAUCCAACAAUACGAGAAACGACAGUGCCCCAAUGCCAAUGUCGACUGAAGCCUCCCCACGCUGCUGGAAAGUCCUUCUUCCGUUCGUUUAUUUUGGGUUAGUGCUGUAAGACCGCCCGCGUGUGCGGUGAAGAAAGUUUGAUUACAUUUAGUUUCCUUCCGGUUCCGGAUUGAGUGACCCCCGUCUCACCCUUUGCUGCAAAGGGUUGAGUUUGCCUUCUGUCCCCUCUCUCUAUCUCGUAUUUUAACGCAAGAUGAUGAAUCCGACGCGAUCGUCCACCAUGUGUGGCAACGGCAAUGUGCCGUCCAAGUUCUACAAGUUGUGUCGCCUGUGCUUGGCCAAUGUCGGGGACUGUGAGCUGGGCGAAUCCUCGAUAGUGUUCCAGCAGUCACAGCAGCAACAGCAGAGAAAACGCCACCAAAAUGGAACCACUGCCAGUGAACAGCAGCAGCAGCAGAUGAUGGCCAUGGACCAGGACUCCGUCGCCGGUGAUGGCGGUGGCGGAGGAGGAGGUCGUGGUCCAAUGGUGGGCCCCGGUAUUAGCAGUUCGAGCCUGUCUAGCUCGUCCAGCUCUAGUUCCAGCUCCAGUUCGAGCAGCAGCAGCAGCAGUAGCAGUAGUAGCAGUGAUGACGAUGAUUACGACAACGAUGACGACGAUGAUAACUUCUUCGACGGGGCCGACGACGGGUCCAAUGUGGACCUGGCCAAGCGGAUACGGACGUGUCUGGCUAUUAAGAUCACCCCGAAAGAUGGCCUCCCAACGGUGGUGUGUAGUUCCUGCCGGGAUCAGCUGGAGACUUGCCACCGGUUCCGACGGGUGGCGCACAAAACGCAAAAGUCACUCCAGAGCUUCCUCAGCUACGCCGCCAAACUGAGCGGAAGUGCACAGGAAAUCCUCUCGCAGUCGUCCGAGAAGCUGGAACACCUGAUCGCCUCCUCACCUGCCUCGCUAGCUGCGAAAGCGUCCGCCGAGCAGGAUGCGAUAGCCGCCCUCCAAGCGUUACGCAACAACAACAAUCAUACAGCAAAGUCAGUUACCUCAGUACUUAGUAAAACGCAUCUACAAAACCUGGAAGCGAAUUCCGUAUCUGUGAUCCCGAUUGAGAGUAUGAAAAUAACGUCGUCCUCCAAUCAGCAACAGCAGCAGCAUCCGUCGAUAAUCACUCAAACGAUACACCUGCAUCAUCCCCAACAGCAGCAACAGCAGGUGCCUCAACAACAAAUUCAGCAACUACCAAAACAGCAACAGCAACAACAGCAACAGCAGCAGCAGCUGAUACAGGUCAAGAAUCUGACCCAGCUGCAGCAGGAACAUCUCGAAACCGCAGCGGUAUUAAUGGACAUUAGUAAAAAAGUGAUAAUCUCGCCACCAAGUUCGAACCCACAGUCGCCCAGCUUGAUUGCCGAGCAGCAACAGCAGAAACAACAGCAAUCGCAUCAACAGUAUCAGCACAGCAUCAACAACAACAAUCAACCGCAACUACAAAGUAUUAAGUCUUCUGUGAUAAAGCCUCACGAGUAUCUCCUGAACAGCCUCAAGCGAUCACCGAGCAGCGAAGAAAUGGAUCUUACCAUGAAGCGCGUCAAGGUCGAGCCGAACAUCCUGUCGCCGACCCUGCCGGCCACCACCCUGGUCAAGAAAAACGUCAUCAAGCGGGAACACAUGAUGGACGACAUGGCCGUGGACGAUCAGGCGAGUCAGCACAGCGAUUCGGCCGACAGCAGCGACUCGGGACGGCUCCAAAUGGACAUCUCCUCGCAGGACGCCGGCUCCGAAUGCACCACGGACGACCUCAAGCGGUCCAACAACAAUAAUAAUAACAACAAUCACCACCACCAUCAUCACCAUCACCACAACCAGCACCAGCAGCAUCAGAUGGACCACCACAUUGGGCGGGAAACGCCGGACAGCUUGAACUCCCUGGAAGAACAACAGCAUCUCCAGCAGGCACAGAUUCACCUGAGUCAACAAUUUGGAGCGCUGGCCGAUGGCGCGGACCCCGCUACGACCCAGCUGUGGCAGGCGCUGGCCCAGAAUACGAAUCUCAUUGUCAACGGUGCCGGUAACGAAGCCACGCAGCUUCUCCGAAAGAUGAUCAAUGCUCGCACAUUAGGCCUUCAAUUUUCACCGUCCAUCCAGAUUACACCGGGAGUGUCGCUCAUUAAGCAAACUGAAUCGAACCGCAACAGUGGCCAGAGUGGCCGCCGGAAGCAGUCCUGUCCCAGCCGAACGCCAGUAGAGGGCAACUCGCCCAACACCACGAUGGAAGCGCUGAAGCUGACCACUUCGAACAAGGCCAGUGGCGUAGGAGUACCGACGAUAGUUACCAACAACAAUAGAAGCAGUAGCAGCCCGGUCCAUCUUGACGCGGCCAGUCAAUUGAACCGUGCCAACAUCCUGUUCCGGACGAAGACGGACGGUUCUCCGCCGGGGGUUUUGCUGCCCGGUGUAAUCGACCAGCAGAACAGUGGCGCCGUUAGUCCUCAGUUGCAAGCCGUUAAGUUGGCCGCCCAACAAUUGGCCCAGCAAUCGCAAGCCCAACAACAGCAGCAGCAGCAGAGUCAAGCUUCACCACCGCAGCAACAGCAACAGCAAGGCCAGAACCAGAACUCGUCUCAGAAGGAUAUGACAUGCACCAACUGUGGAACGACGACGACCACCAUCUGGCGAAGAAAUAUCCGCGGAGAGAUGGUCUGCAAUGCGUGUGGGUUGUACUUCAAACUGCACGGCGUCAACCGACCACACACGAUGCGACGGGACACAAUCCACACGCGGCGACGACGUCCCAAGGGCGAUAAGGCCACCCGAAGGAAAAAUAUCAAGCAAGAGGGAGCCGAGGUGAUCGAUAACGGCGUUAUGGAGGGCGCUGCGGACUUGCAUGCCCUGCAGAACCACAACCUGCUGAUUGCCCUGAGGGAUGCCGCCCGUGCGACGCCACCCAACUUCCCGAUGUCUCCUGCCUUCCAGCACUACCUGCGCGUGACGCAGAACUUCGACCCGAACGGUGCUACAAGUGGUGGCGUCAUUGUCGGCGGUGGCGAAAUCGACGCCGGUGACGACAGUGGCCCGGAGAACGACAUCGAUUCGUGCAACCUGCCGCUGAAUUUGGUUGCCACCCAGCUCGGCGGCAGCGACAACUCGCAACACUGACUGCGUCGGAAGCCCGUCAAAACCAGCUAGGGCCGGCGCCGGAAGAAGACGACGACGACGCUUCCGCCAAAGCGCAAAAAGCGUCGCCGCCGUAAGAAACGGAAGCCGUAAGUUGUGAUCGCCGUCGUCGUCGUCGGUCGGUGAUCUGGUCAGAUGGGUUCUGGCGCCAAACGGUUACGAAACUUUUUGAUAACUAUUACUACUACUGCUACUACUAUUAAUAACUAUUACUACUUCGAACACUACUAUCAAUACUACAACUAAUACAGAAAGGGGAGAACUGCUAGCGAAAGGCAGCAACAAGCUUAACGCUACACCACCAUACUUAAGAAGACUUGAACAGUUUGUAGCAAUCCCAACAAUUUUCGCCGACUAGGAAGAAGCAAGGCAGGUUUAGACAGAGCCAAGGCAAGUAGCACCUCUACGACACGAAGAAUUUAAACUUAACGGGAGAAAAUAUGCACGCGCAACUUGAUAAAAAAUUCUAAAUUUAGGACGGUAGUUUAGAGAUGAAAAAGGGAAUACUCAGAAAAAAGCAAAACGUUUCAAUCGAAUCGGAAAAGAAAAUACUCUUAAUGCAGACAAGAUCUAAGAUUCCAAGAUAUUUUAUUAGCGAACAAAAGUUAUCAGUAGAACUGCACUCACUCACAGAAAGUGAACAAACAAGCAAUAAUUAGGCGAACGACUGGAAGAGAAUUCGAUCGAAUUAAACGCGCAUAAUACGACUUUUUCCGCGAAAAUCGAACGCUUCUCGAGGGAAAUAAGCCCAGGAUUUUAGUUCAGUCGCCAUAGGGUUUCAAAUAAGUAUUUGUUUUAAGGCAACGCCCGAAACCAGAGAUCUGAUUUUAACAGUUUUUAAUGCAACUAACCGACAAGCGAAUGAGGAAUAAUGUGAUAGUUGAAAGUUAAAGUAAGAACUUUCGAAAAGGAAUGAAAGGAACAGUUGAAAUUUUUCGGGAGGACAGUGUCCCACCUGAGGAAAUGGUUAUAAGAGAAAGACAAAUCAAAAUUUACUAGUAGAGGUGCGCACGAACGGAGGAAAUGUAACAGAAAAACUGUUAAAUACUCAUAUUGGGAAGUAUAAGUAAGCUCUUUUUACAUCUAGUUUCUUCCAUUAUGCCUCUCUGCCAAUUAAAAAUCCCCUUUUCUCCAAAAAAACGUAACACGAUACUUAAUUUACUCUUAUUACACUUCAAUCCCAUGUGCGCUAGUAGUGAUACUAAUUUGAUAAGCCUCGUUCCUUUGUAAGUUUAUUUCUCAACCCUAAUAUUAGAAGCAAAAUGCCAAUUCAGCGCUCUCUUACCAGCCGAAUCAAACUCCAUCCAAACUGUAGUGCAGGAUUUGAAUCAGUCCAAAUCCCACAAUCUUAAGAAAAAUCGCAAACAACAACUGUACAGUAUUAGUAUUGCCUUCGGUCCGUCCCGUCUGUACUUCUCCCCCGAACUUAUGAAAACAAGAUUUCAAUCCCCUUUUCAACUGACAAAACUAAUGAAUCUCAUCCAACGAAGCAAAUAGUUGCACCAUCAGUAUAACAGUCCCGGUCGGAAACAACCAUUUGAUGAUCAAAGUGUCUAGUCAUUUCAGAACAAACAAACCUAGAAGAGCAUUGCUACCAUUUUUAGCGAAACUCCAUUCUAUCAACUGUUGGAAGAAUCUUCGAGCAACUACAUGACACUUUCACCCUAGUUUUCUUUCUAUCUCGUUACCGUUCAUUUGGGCUCCGGAGGAAAUGUCUGCAUGGGUAAAAACGAUCACUUUUGUGCAAUACAAAAUGUUUUGAGCGGAACAAAAAAAUUUAUGCAUAACAAAAAUUAUUUCAAACAUAAAUACUUUGUAGAACUUUGCCGACUUAACAUUUUUGGUUUUAUCGUGGUUUUAAAAUCGCGUUUAGUUCAAAAUGUGAUCUGCAAAGCCGGCAUAAAGCCAAAAUUGUUACUUGGCUGUUACGUUUGCGUAGCGUUGCGUGAUAACGCCACUCUUAUUCCAGUUACUUAUGAAAAUUUAUUUUGGAUGAAACAGCAGUUCAAUCGGAAGUCAAAGAUGGAAUGGCAUGACAAUUACCAUUGCCGGCCACACCCAUCUUUUCCGUAACGAGGCAAGGGAAAAAUAAUGAUGAUAUGACACCUACUUAAAGAGAGGCCAGCGACUUACCGACGCCCUCAUAGAUGUCAAGGAGUUGGAUAACAGUGAAGGAAAUGAACCUAGGAUUCACUAUAACCGAGUGAUACGACCGGAUUUGAAUAUUUGGGAGUGACGUUGCUAAAACAAACAUAAUGUCACUCCAUGCGCGUGUCUUUCAGGGAUGGGAUGUCCUUAUGUCAAAGCUAAAGAGCUUUGGUUUAAACGCCAAUGCUAGCUCUAUAAAGCGAGAAAAAAAAAUUAAACUUACCCACUGAAAUAAGUUCUUUUAUUGGAACAAACUCACCAAAUCCGAUCUAAGCAAAUGAUUCCGUUUGUCACGAUGUUUUCCAAGAGGUUUUCUCACGAACUGUAACAAGUGUUUACGAACUGUAACAGCGUAAUCAUUAAACCGUUGAACAAAGAAACGGUUUUUACAAUGAUUUUUAAUCACUUUGGACGGAAAUAGUAAAACUGGAUAGUUAAAAUAAUCACUUCACCCCAGGACGCAAGACUGCAUCGCUGCCUAGCGUCCUGAAGUGAAAAAAUGCUAACAAACCCGUUUCUUGUCACCUUUAUUUACAGAAGAGAGGAUCGAUGAAGAGAAAUCGAGCAUGCGACUUACACCCUUAUUCUAGCACACGCUUGAAAUAGCAAAUCCGUUUCGAUAUUUUUGCUGAAUCUAUCAGCAAAAAAUCACUUCAGAAAUUCAGCAACUACCCAAAACCAUAUAACACGAUUUUAGAAAUCUAAACAACAGUUGAUUUUAUACCUACUUCAGUUUUUCAAGCUUGUCUCGUUCAUCUUCAUAAAAUAAUUGCUUCAUAAGAUAAUUUUUUAAGAGUUCUUUGAUUUCUCCAGAGCUCGUUUUUUGCUAAAUGUUUUAUCAGACAUCAUUUAACUCUAAAGGUUUCAUCUAAAAUUCAAGAUAGAUCCAAGUUCUUUUCUGCUAAGAAUCUCUCAAGCAGUCUCAAUACAGAAUCAUCCAGGAAUGCUUCGAAAGAUUGAUUUUUUAUAGUAUUUCUCCACAAGUUCUUCCAGGAGUUUCUCGAAGCACGUUUUUUGAUAUUUGUGGUACUUAUAGACUUUACAGCUAAACAAUAAUAAUUAAUUUUCAAAAAGUCACGGUCUACUAAGAAAUUUGUCGAGCUAUAGGAUUUUUCUCAGCCGGCAAGGCGUCUUCCUUCAAUGAAUCGAGACAUUUUUGCCUCCUUCGAUGAGAAUUCUAUCUGCCGUUUGAGGAACUCCCUCUUCAGGAACUUAACAGGCGAGAUAUUAUCGCUUUCUGCGGUUGGAUUUUCAUCCUUCUCGUCGUUGACUCCCUUCUAUGAGGCGAGACAGUUUUGCCUUCUCCAGUCAGAUUUUCAUCUGCCGUUUGGGCAUCUCCCUCUUAUAAGGCGAGAUAUUCUUGCCUUUUUACGGCUGGACUUUCAUCCAUCUCGUAUUUUAAGCGACUCCCUCUUAUGAGGCGAGACAUUCUUGUCUUCUCCGGCCGGAUUUUUACCCACCGUUAAGGCGUCUCCCUCCUAGGAGACGAGACGUUUUCGUUUUUCCUCUUGUCUGAUCCGAUCAGAUGCUAUCUGUCGGGAAUGUAGACACUUUAUAUUUACCUCUAGUUGCAGGUGCCGACUAGAAUUUUCAACUUAUCCACAGAAGGUUCUUGCUCGUCACCAAUGUAGUACUUGACAGCUUGACAGCUGAACAAUAAUAAUUAAUUUUCAAAAAGUCACGGUCUACUAAGAAAUUUGUCGUGCUACCACAAUAUUCAUUCAGGUUCUUAUUACUAAUUACUGAUUAAGGUUCAAAGAAGUACUUCAAAUAUGCACACAGAGUCCUCGGCCCCUCUAUUUUCACAGAAUAAAAAAAACACAAGGAAGCUCUUUAAAGACUUCUCCAGUUUAAGAUCAAAUGCAGACAUUUUCACCGGUGCCCACAGAUUGAACGUAAGAGAUUGAGUUUCUCUGCUUAAAUCGUCUAAACACCAUACCCCAAACAAUGAGCCAAUAAAGAAGAAUCCCUUCUUUCCAUUCAAAUUAGGAUAGAUCCAGCAACAGCGAAACAUGAACCGUAUACCAGUUGUUUACCAGUUUAGUUGUUAGGACAGCCCAAAUGGAAAUUUUCUUCCCGCUUGUUAGCAUAAUGUUGUAAUUAAGUUCCUCAACGGUAUCUAUCCCCCCUCUCCCCCCUCUAAUCUACGUUUAAGCAUGCUCCUUUAUCCUAUCCCCCAUAACCUCCCCAGCCAACUGAAAUUAGUAUUUGUAUGAUAGAAGGAAGAAAGAGGUACUAGCUGAUGAUUUGAAAAAUCUACAAUCAAAUUGCUGCUGAAAAGCAUGGCCCCUUUCGCUUCCUUAUCAAUCCUAACCUAGGUUAAGCAACAACAACACAAGAGCUGAUGAACAAUUACCUAUUCGCGUAUAGAAAGUACUCCAAAUCUCUUGUUUGAUUAGAACAGAGGAAAAUCUAAGAAUCUAGUUUUUAAGUGCAGCGUACAACAAGUUGUGACAAAACAGCAGCUCCAUCGGUUUCAGUUCAGAAGCUGGUUAAGUUUUAAAUCUCACAUUUUAGCUAUUUUGGUGCGGUACUUUCAAAAAAGAAAAAAACAAAUCUGAAGCUAAAUCUACGUUGAAAACGUUGAAAAUAAUCAAAAGAAACGCCGAAACAACGGAAACUCUGAAGUUGCUAAGCAAAAUUGAUUUCCCCUCCUCGCGGAAAGACAAUGGGAACUCUUUGGAAGCAGUUGAUAAGUUUAGAACCCCAAAAAAAGAUACCAAGCGAUCUCUACUCAUCAAGAUUAUCGAUUUUUAAACGUGUAUUUGUUUUAGACAUUGGAACUCCGCAAGCACACAUACGCAAACACACGCAAAUCAGAGCGACAAAGAAAGCAAAAUAAGAUAAUUCGAAACAAUGCAGUAUUUUUGUGAGCUUAUAGCAAAGAAAGCGAAAAACAAAGCAAAGGAAACAAAACUCUACACAGAAUGUUAGUCAAUUCACCACAUUUUAUUACCAAUUACAUUUAGCAACACUUUUCAUUGUAUAGGGACAGAGUGGGAAAGGUAUAUGUUUUGUUCUCAUAACGUCCACGAGGAGCUGACACGAACACUUAUAUAUAAAUACAUACACACACACAUACACCUAGCCGGAGAUACGAUAUCCUAAGUAUAAGUUUUAGCUAGUAGCUUAAGUGCGCAACUAACGACCUUAAUUAUUAUCGCAAGCCCAUUUCGUUAGCAAAGAUGAAAAACGUGAUUUUUAUUGCUGUAGGAAACUAACUUUACAUUUAUAUACGAUUAGGUUCUAGGGUUUUACAUGCACACACUCACACAUACAUACGAAUCUCUGUAUGCAUCCCUGUAUUUAUUUCAUUUGAUGUUUCUAACACGAAGAAACACACUCAUGCACGCACACUUACAUCCAAUGUACUCAACACUCGGAGCAGAGCAGCCUAACCUUGAAAUCUCGUGUAGCUACUUAAUCGUUAAGGCUUUACCACCUACCAUUUUUAGGCUUAGUUUAGUACACGAAUCACUAUUUCUCACUCUCAACACACAAACGGCGGCAUUAACUCACUCACACUAAACGAGCACUAUUACUUAAAACAAGCAACCGCGAAACAUGAAACAUGUACACUAGCUGUUAGGAAACGCAUUUGUUUGAACACUCUUCUACCCUACCCUUUGUUCUAUUACUAUCAUUUCGACACUAAUUUAUUGCAUCCAUUUCUCGUUUUUUGUUCCGCAAGUUUAUGUUUAUUUCCCCCUCUUCAUUAGCCUUCCUCUAAGUUGUAGUGAAACGAGCACUUAAAAAUGUGAAAUGUUAUACCAGUACUUUACGACAGGGUUUUUUUUUAACUAAAUAAAUCGCAACUUAGGCUUAGACAAUUUAGAAGUUUAUGUUGUUUUUAAACGUUUAGCUAGCAGCGAAGCAAAUGUUCUCUUUUUUUUAUAUGUAAAUUGAUAUUUUUUGAACAGCGCGAGAUUCGACAUUCUCCUGAUCCUACUCUACUCCGACUUUCGUAAGAUUUAUCUUCGCGAAACGUCACGUUUCCUUUGUAUUACCAAAUAAGAUUUCUACAAUUCCCCUUCCCAACUUAUAUUUGUUCCAAUUUACCCUUUAUGAUGAAUGAGAACAAAAAAUCCCCCUUCUUUUUAAGUGAAACUUAUUUAAAAAAACAAAGAAACAAUUAGGAGCAAGCAGCUUUGUUAGUUUGUAGGCAUUUCUAUUGUGGCAAAAUGGAAGAUAAUUAACACUUUACCCUUUACCACUCACCACUUUCAUCAAUUUGCAACUUGUGUAUAGGAAAUCGCUCCCCCUCCCCAUAAUCCACAGUUUGCCACAAUGCCCUAAAUUAAUUUUAGGAAACCAAGAGAUAAGGAGAGAGCUUUACAUUCAAACUAAAAAUAAUGCAGAAGCAUCGUUGAAGAAAAAAAGGAAGCAAA
Molecule: messenger RNA, 11520 nt
Organism: Aedes aegypti (yellow fever mosquito)
Lineage: Eukaryota; Metazoa; Arthropoda; Insecta; Diptera; Culicidae
Product: ras-interacting protein RIP3
Exons: 9
Coding region: 2069-4966 (965 amino acids)
Biological process (GO): cell fate commitment; positive regulation of transcription by RNA polymerase II; negative regulation of transcription by RNA polymerase II
Cellular component (GO): nucleus
Molecular function (GO): RNA polymerase II cis-regulatory region sequence-specific DNA binding; zinc ion binding; DNA-binding transcription factor activity, RNA polymerase II-specific
Source: RefSeq, a predicted model, not a curated record